Messenger RNA from Strigops habroptila (Kakapo), 5365 nucleotides. It is a transcript of the gene ATG4B, whose product is annotated as autophagy related 4B cysteine peptidase. Bases 2700 to 3662 code for a protein of 320 amino acids. The record is from RefSeq and is a predicted model, not a curated record. NCBI's taxonomy places the organism in Eukaryota, Metazoa, Chordata, Aves, Psittaciformes, Psittacidae. Gene Ontology annotation, molecular function: protein-phosphatidylethanolamide deconjugating activity. The transcript is spliced from 13 exons.
GCUGAUAACAUCCCGGCUUUGCCUGGUGUGUCCUUGCGUGUCGAUAUGUCUGGUCUCUCAUGCCUGGGAACAGAAACACGUUCCAGCAAGUGAAGUUGCACAACCUGAGCUGGGAGAUGUGUUUGGUUUCCCUUUGUGUAAGCAUUACAAGGGAAGGAAAACCUUGCUGUAAUAGACAAUAGGGCUGGAUUUCCUAUGUGCACAGAGGAGCUGGGUCUCAAUGAGAAUUCAAGCCCCUUUGCAUCCAGCUGCGCCUCUGAGACUGUCAGGGGCCUGAUGGGCAGGCUUUCAACUGUUUGCUCUGGGUCUCCAACAAAGUGCCACUUUCCAGUUGAAUGACUUUCUGCCCUGGCUGUCUCUUAAUAACUCAUAGUGCUUAGAUAAUCAGGAUUUGUCUUGUUUGAAAGGUCUUAGGGGAAAGAAAGGACUUAAUUUUUCUUAUGCAAAGGCCAGAAAUAGUGGUUUGGGCUAUUCUUCAGUUACCUGUUUUCUAGGUGUUUUUUAGCAAUGAGCUUCACUAACACAAUAAAUUUACCUUCUCACCUCUCUUUUGAAAUACUCUGCAUCCAGUAGCAUUCCUCCUCUCCACCCUGCCUUGGGUAAUGCACCUUUAUUAGCUGAGGGAGAUGAUCAUCCCCCCUGUUUCUCAUUCUUUUGUGGCAGUGUUAAUUGAAGGCUGAAGGGAAAAUGUCUCUAAGCCGUUGCGGGCUCUGCCUGAGGAGCAUUUCAGUGCCGGAUAGUAAUACCUCUCUAGAGAGUGGGGAAGCCCAGGAAGCUAUUUGGGAAGGGAGGUCUUGCAAAGCUUGGUUUUCCUUCAGUGUGAUGCUCCAAAUCUCUGGUUCAGUAUUUUGUAUAGAAAGUUUUUCAACAAAACAUCUGAGCUGUGCAGGCAAACUGUAACCAAGAUGAUGCUGGAGCGAGCAUCAGCUGUUUUGCUGUGCAUAGCACAAGGAAAAUCACUUGCCACGUUUCUGUCUGAGUCAUCAAAGUUGUGACUUGUUACUGGUUUCCAAGAGUUGAUAGAAAACCAGACGGUUUUGGUAAAGCAGAUAAAGUUACUGGCUGUCAAGGGCAUAGUUUGCCUUCAGCACAUUUGCAAACUGACAUCACCAGUCAUGGUCUGCUGCCCAGUGCCACGCUUCAGUGUUUGGUUAUGUGGGAGCUUAUUACAGGUUGGGGUAAUGUUUUUAGCUCAGCUUUUUCGUUGUGCAGCUUAAGAAUAUAAGAAGGGAGGCAAAAUUUCACCCUCUACCCUAAUUCUGUGUAUCAAGACAGUUUUUUGUGGUCUUUAAUGUGGUUUUAGUUUGAAUACCUUUACCUCAGUUGUUUAGUAUAGUUGUUUUCUGUAGUAGUGCAUACAAGGCUUUGCCUUUUCUGCUGGGGCUUUCUAGGGAGGGUGUGGGAUGAAAAGGUGUUCUGGGACACUUCAGCAGACCCUGUGGAAGGUGUGCCAUGGGGCAGAGAUCCAGACAACCAGCCAUCAUUCACAGCAUGUCCAAGGCUCCUGGAGAGCAAGGCCAACUUCCCAAGGGUGUGCUUUGUACGGAUGGGGUUCUUGGCUUUUUAACAAUAAGUCCAUUGUGCACAGAGAGAAGCUGAACUAUUGUAUUGGUUGUGCACUUGGAUUUUCUGCAGAGGCUGCUGCUGCUUCACUGUCCUGGAUGCUCAGAGGUCAGUAUUUAAAAUAGAUUGAGGGCUUCCUGAAGGUGAAGUUUUGGAGUACUGCCUGAGAAAUUUGCUGAUCUCACCUGACUUCUGCAGCUCUGAAGGACCAUUUUCAAGUGGGAUUUCUGCUUGGUGAUUUUCCAGCUUUAUUUUCAGACCCUUUACCUCUACGUGGGAGAGAAGGGCUCCUGUGGAAGCUGUGGCAUCUUUGUACCUCUGCCUGAACUGUUUGGGUCCCACUGGCUCGUAUUGAGCUCAUCUGCGCAAUAGCACAAUGGAUAGUUUUGAAAGAAUGCCAGUGUAUGAAAGUAGAUGCUUGUAAAGGAGGUGAUGGCUUCAAGCCUUGUGGGGAGUUUACUGCUCCCAUUAUAAUGUCGUUGGUACUCACUGGCAGCAAUCCCCUGGAUUUUCUCCCAGUGAAGGUGGAACCUUAACUCCUGCAUUUAGCACUUGUCCCUUUUCAGAGGGUGGCAGAAAACAACUAAUGUCUCAGCACAUCUUUCAGAUGCACAGCUGGACAUACAGGACCUUUGUGCAGAGCCCAGAUGUUGGGCGUUCAACUGAAGCACUUCAGGUCUGGGACCCUCCUCCUGAACGUGCAGCAUCAUGGCCCUUGUAGUUUGCAUGUGCUGCAUUCCCUGAAUAGGCAGCUAGUCCAGGGAGCAGCCUGGGAAUCCCUCCUGCCUGCUGCCCCCUUUCUUUCCUAGCCUUGAUUGAAGAGGAAACAUUCCAGCAGAUCUUUGCAGUGAAGCUGCCAGUUGGCAAAUCCUGUGCUUGCUAAGGACCUGCGCCGUGCGGAGCACAGAGGGUGUGACAUUUGAGAAGCUACUCUUACCUAUGACACUCUCAGGUUCGAAUAUGAAGACUUCCCUGAGACCAAAGAACCUGUUUGGAUCCUUGGCCGGAAAUACAGUGUUUUUACAGAGAAAGAAGAGAUCCUGUUGGAUGUGACCUCUCGGCUUUGGUUCACCUACAGAAAGAACUUCCCUGCUAUUGGAGGAACUGGUCCCACAUCUGACACUGGCUGGGGCUGUAUGUUGCGGUGUGGCCAGAUGAUCUUUGCUCAGGCCUUGGUCUGCAGGCAUUUGGGAAGAGACUGGAGGUGGAUAAAAGGGAAGAGGCAGAUGGAUAAUUACUUCAAUGUUCUUAAUGCCUUCAUUGACAAAAAAGACAGCUACUACUCCAUUCAUCAGAUAGCCCAGAUGGGAGUUGGAGAGGGAAAAUCCAUAGGUCAGUGGUAUGGACCAAACACAGUCGCACAAGUGCUCAAAAAACUUGCAGCUUUUGAUACAUGGAGUUCACUGGCAGUACAUAUAGCCAUGGACAACACAGUAGUGAUGGAAGAAAUCCGGCGUUUGUGCCAGUCCAACUUCCCGUGUGCUGGAGCUGCAGCAUGCCCUGCUGUGGAGUCAGACGUACUCUACAAUGGGUACCCAGAGGAAGCGGGGGUUAGAGAUAGGCUCUCACUGUGGAAACCAUUGGUGCUGCUGAUACCUCUCCGCCUUGGGCUCACAGAGAUCAAUGAAGCCUAUAUCGAAACACUGAAGCACUGCUUCAUGAUGCCCCAGUCGCUGGGAGUGAUCGGAGGGAAACCCAACAGUGCUCACUACUUCAUUGGCUAUGUAGGUGAGGAACUCAUUUACCUGGAUCCCCACACUACGCAGCCUGCAGUGGAGCCCAAUGACAGCGGCUGUCUCCCUGAUGAAAGCUUCCACUGCCAGCACCCUCCCUGCAGAAUGAGCAUUGCUGAGCUUGACCCCUCCAUCGCAGUGGGCUUUUUCUGCAACACAGAGGAGGACUUUAACAACUGGUGCCAGCAAAUCAGAAAGCUGUCCCUUGUAAGAGGAGCGCUGCCAAUGUUUGAACUGGUUGAACGCCAGCCAUCGCAUUUCUCCAACCCUGAUGUCCUGAAUCUCACAUCAGACUCUUCUGAUGCUGACAGAUUGGAAAGGUUUUUUGACUCGGAAGAUGAAGACUUCGAAAUUCUAUCCCUUUGAAAACAAAUAGGAAACUGACUCUGCAAAUUUGUGUUAUGUGUGGGGAGAAGGGGGGGGAGGGAAGCUCCUUCGAGCCUGGGGCUACCGGUUUUCAUAGGUGCUUGCUGCCAUCCCCACCUCUUGUUCAUCCUGGCAUUCUGUGCAGCCUCUGAGUGAAGCGUGGAUGAAGAAUCAAGUGAGUGACACAGCCUUACUGUCUGGAGUCAGAACUUCUCAGUAGAAAACAGUUGCUGGAAGUGGAUGCAGUGGUGCUUAGGAGUUCAAAGACUUAUCUGUUACAACAGCAGGUCAGAUGGCCUUCUGGGGGAGGCAUAGAAAUCAUUAAUCCUUACAUGGGGACUCUCCUCUGAAGCUUAAAUAGAGGCACCCAUCAUUUAGCAGGUGAAAUGUAGAGUUAAUUCCUUUAGCAGCUUCUCUUCUCACUGGCCAACUUGGACUGCAGCUCGCAACGCAAGUGAACAGACAACACAGCUGUGAAGCCCCGGGAGUGCAGGUGGCCAGGCUUCCUACAGUACAACUCCUGUCCGUGCUUUGCAGUACACAGCACUUCCUCCUAGAGUUAGUACCCCUCCUCACGUGCUACGAAAAGGAAGUUGAGGGAAUUUACAAGUGACUGGUAAUUCAAUAAGCAAAAGGCUGUCUGGGAAAGUGUGGAGCAGACCCAUGCUGCUGGGGAGGAACACCUCAAUCUCAGUUUAAAUAUGGAAGGAGAAUAGAAAAUGUGCGUGUUCGUGCUCCGUGCAUCAAUAAAACAUUGUGCUUCUACAAUGGAUUAAUCUCUACAGCAAGUAUCUUCAGAAAAGCUGCUUCAAGCAGAGAACUGGAUUCCAUAGUCCUGGAAAAACAGAACAGUCCGCAGCUGGGAGAGGCAAAACAGGACAACUGAGACCCGCCAGUCAUGUGCCUGCUUGUGCCAGCACCCCGAGGGAAUUGAUCCUGUCGGUACCAAAAAUGUGAGCUAUAGAAUUCCUCAGUGUGUCCUCGGUGGGUUGCAGUUCCUCCAACUACUCCUGUUAGACAUUCCCUUUCCAAAUCAGAAGAGGUGCCUGAAGGUCAAGUAGGCUUCCUAGCUGUGUCGGUACCUUUCUUUUUGUCUUCUGCCAGCUCCACCUCCCUGCAGAGUAUGCACAAAGGUACUGUAGGAGCUAACCCAGAGAAAUCCAUUUCAAGUAAUCAUCCCAAAGAGGGCAGUAAAGACAGAAUGCCUUGAGAACGUCCCAUUAUACUGGAAAUUUUAGCUAUUUUAAGAUGAUAGCUCUGCCUGGGGCCCUUUUCCUUACAGAAUUUGAAGAAAGGUUAAAGAGUGGAGGAGAGCUGUCUUAAUGCAAACUGCAACAGAAGUUGUUGAAGUAGUUUCCUUAAUGCAUGCUGCAGAUUGCAAACCUGUUUACAAGGCUUUGUUUUCUACAUUUAGGAUGGAACCUGUCAGUUGAUGCUUUUGUACUACCCAAGGCUGGUGGCGGCUGGCUAGAAAUGACCUGUUUCUCCUGUGACUGGUAUACUGAUGCUAACUGUCCCUGUGUUAUCCGAGUGCAGAGGUUUGAACUGGGAACCACAAUGCUUCUGUCACUAAAUUAUUAUUUGCUGCUUUCUGCCUGCUUCUCUCCUCUCUUGUAGUUAGGGGAAGAGGCAGCAGAGGAAAUGGGGCUGUGCUCCAUUCAUCUGCUUUCAAUUUGUAUCUGAAUAAACAGAUCUAAACUCUU